UUUCUUUAAUGUUGCUCACAAGACGCAGAUGGAACCCCGGCUUAGAUGGUUAAAUUCGAAAUAGUUAACAGAGAAGGACGGAGACGCAUCUCAAAUAUAAAGCAAGGGCACAUUAUCCUGCUGAAAGAGGCCAACUCCAUCAGGGAAAACUGUUGCCAUAAAAGGGUGCGCAUGGUCUGCAACAGCGCUCAGGUAGGUGGGCAUCCUGGUGCCAUGUGUUCUUCAGAAACUUGGAGGAGUUACAGCAUGCAUGGACUGUUGAUUCAGGCACUUGCUCUGAGACAAUUGGGGAGCUUAAGUACACGCAAGCUGCUAAGGCCUGGGUACAGGCUGUACUGGACAGAAUGGUGCCCAAGGACAUUACACAGUCGACAGUUAUGUGGUUCCACCUCCUCCCUGAGCCUUGGAACAUACAAUCUUCCAUCAAGAUCGAAUUCAGCUAAGAGAUGGUCAAUUCUUCAUCAAGUGAGGUUUAAAAGCAACAAGAAGAAAAGUGGUGGCAAGACUGUACAAGAGGAUGAGGAUGAUGAAGUGGAAAAGGAUCCAGAGGACAGUGACUAUGAUGAUGAACCUGAGGAUGACCCCAGUGUACCCAAAGACUACAAAGACCUAGAAAAAUAUGUGCAGUCAUUUCGAUAUGAUGUUAUUAUGAAAGCUGGCCUUGACAUAGCACGCAAUAAAGUGGAGGACGCAUUCUAUGGCAACAAGCUCUGGCUUAAUGGACAGAAACUCAUCAAGAAAAGUAAAUUGGUUAAAGUCGGGGACACCUUGGACAUGGUAUUGUCAGAGAACAAAGACAUAGACACUGUCACAGUUUUGAGAGUAAUCAUUAAGAAGGAACUGGGUGAAUCCAAGGAUGGAGACAGGUACCAAGUUGUUUUGAGGCGCUGGAAAAACCUAGAACUUCCCAAACAGGAUGCCUUCAAACAAUGAGUUUUCAGUGUAUAAUACUGAUCACCGCUCUCCAUUAAUAAGGAAAUUGGAAUAAUCCUUGCAUAAUCGUUACAUGAAAGUGAGUUGUGCAUUCUUUUUACAUUAGACCUCUUGGUGUCAUUAUUGACUUGCCUGAUAUUUCAAAUGGUUUUGAUAAACUUUUCUAUUAAUAGAUGCUAAUAACAGACAAAUAAGUAUCCAAAGUACUGAUAUGGCUUGCAAAGCAGAUGCAAAUGGAAUGUGGGAAAGGUAUUAUUGAGUGCUAAUAAAGUGUGAAAUGCUGAA
This is a messenger RNA of Esox lucius (northern pike), 1218 nucleotides long. It is a transcript of the gene mtres1, whose product is annotated as mitochondrial transcription rescue factor 1. Lineage: Eukaryota; Metazoa; Chordata; Actinopteri; Esociformes; Esocidae. The transcript has 6 exons. The record is from RefSeq and is a predicted model, not a curated record. The coding region runs from base 46 to 933 and encodes 295 amino acids.